AUGGCAGGUCCCAGCGCACACAGUACGCCUGAGCCUGGCGCAAUGUCCGAGUGCUAUUUUCUCGACAGGUUGUCGCCCGAGAUUCGUUGCUCGAUCUACGAGUACGUCUUUGGUCCUACCAAGCACGUUCAACGACUGCCGGAAAGGCGAGAGGGACUCGACGAUGUCGGACCCCCCAUCUACGACCGCUACUGGAACCGGCAAGGUGAGAAUUCCCUCAUAUCUACUGGCAUUCUCGCCGUCAGCGAAUUCGUUCACGCAGAAGCGCUCGAUACACUCUACAAAUCCAAGGUCAUUCGCACUACUUUCGACGGCUUCAAUAGCCUCAUGUAUCUCGAAGGCCAUGGGGAUCUUGUGCGCAACGUGGAGAUCAAAGACUGCGACCGAUCUACCAACUGGCGAGGCGACCGUGAUGUCCUUAUCGAGGCGGUGCAGGAUGCGCAGUUUCUGCCUCAGCUGAAGACCUUCACCAUUAUGACCGAAUACCUGAGACCUCACUGGGAGGCCGUCGCAACACCUCGUCUGUUUGCUCGAGCAGUCGGAUUGGGAGAAGUCGUAUGCACCGGAAUUGGCAGAUACAGAGUGGCGGGUCGAUACAACAAGGUCACCUUUGCCAACACUCAGAUCUGCCAAUUAUGGCGCAAGGUGGUCGAUACUCCUGAAGACUACGAUGCGUACGCCGAAGUCAAGAGCAUCAUCGCAGAGUGGAACAUCGACGGAGACGAGGAAGAAAUCAUCGCCUGGGCAAGCCACAGCUCUUUUCGCCUGUGGAUUGCCCUGAUACAACGCUGCUUGAAUCGGAGAUUUCGCUUUGCAGCAGGAUUACCGUUCCAGGGAUCUGAGGAGCAAGGGAAGCUGCUCAGUACGUUUCAACGCUGCUCGGAGGCUGCCAUUGACCACGAGGUGAUGGAUCGCCUCACGGAACCCUUGUGUCACUUGGAGGAACAGAACAACCCGCUCCAUAUGGAGGGCUUCACGGAAUGGCUUGUCCGCGGUAUGGGAUACUUUCAGCGGUCCACUGCGGAUGCCGACGGAAGCCCUCGCGCGCCCGAGCAAAUUCGAUGGGCUGAACUCGGAAAUGGUUCAGAUGGAGCAGAAGUGGCACAAUGGCAGAAAGCUCAUGCGGAGUCUCAUUUUUCGAAUCCAAUUCUGGGGGGUGGGAGGUGGGACUGGGACUGGAAUAUUGACGAAUUGAGACGAACUUGGCAAAGGUCUGAUAAGAUUCCCGGCCUGUUCGGCGGGAGCGGCGAAGACAUCAUCGCAGACGUUACGGAGCAUGAUCUGCAGCGAGUCUUGCACCUCUGCCUCGCAGUACGCUGGGUUGAUCCGACGCCGUAUGAGAGCCCUAUGUGGGAAUCUGUCGAUGCAGCCAGCUCUGAUGUGCAGAUGUUGUGGUUGCUUCGCAAGUAUCUCACGUUCGCCGAGAUUCCCCAGGAGUCGGGCCUCCACACUGCUUCACUCCAGAUUCUACGCAACACAUUCGCAUUCGCGAUGAGUACUUUCUCAUCGCGAAACCAGUACAUAUAUCAAAUGCGGGAGGUCACAGGGCUUCAGAGUCGCCACCAGGGAUCCACUCAGGACGAUGAAGUGCUGCAUGGUAUACCUGCUCAUUCCGAAAUUGAGCAGGAUGCCGGCACGACGGGUAACGACACUGUGGAAGGCGAUGAGGAUGGAGAACCGAAGGAGGACGAAGAUGAUGGGUGGGAACGUGUAAUCUUCGUGCCUUUCGCUCGCGAGCUCCCGCAGUUGAUUCGGGAGGCGCAGGCCCUGUUCGAGAGUAUUGGUUGA
Zymoseptoria tritici IPO323 is the source of this 1788-nucleotide messenger RNA. RefSeq lists its product as uncharacterized. The coding region runs from base 1 to 1788 and encodes 595 amino acids. The record is from RefSeq and is a predicted model, not a curated record. Lineage: Eukaryota; Fungi; Ascomycota; Dothideomycetes; Mycosphaerellales; Mycosphaerellaceae. The transcript has a single exon.